AUGGAUAAUACAGUAUCAACCAAUAGCACUGGUAAUGUGCCAGUAUCACCUAUACUUAAAACAGCAUUAGCAACAGUAAAUAAUGGUACAUCAGCAAAUGAUGAUAGUGCAAAAUGUUUUCCAGAAGAUAAAGUAUCAAAAGAUUAUUAUUUUGAUUCUUAUGCUCAUUUUGGUAUUCACGAAGAAAUGCUUAAAGAUGAAGUACGAACAUUAACUUAUCGUAAUGCCAUGAUUUAUAAUCGUCAUUUAUUCAAAGAUAAAGUUGUUCUUGAUUUGGGUUGUGGCACAGGUAUUUUAAGUAUGUUCGCUGCUAAAGCCGGUGCUAAACGUGUAAUUGGUAUUGAUAUGUCAUCGAUUGUUGGUUAUGCACAAGAAAUAAUUGACAGUAAUAAUUUAAGUUCAGUUAUCACACUUAUUCGUGGCAAAAUCGAAGAAGUUGAAUUACCUGAUGGUAUUACUGAAGUUGAUAUUAUUGUUAGUGAAUGGAUGGGUUAUUGUUUAUUAUAUGAAUCAAUGCUUAAUUCAAUUCUUUAUGCACGUGAUAAGUGGCUUAAUAAGCAACAUGGUCUUUUAUUUCCAGAUAAAUGUCAACUUUAUAUUUGUGGCAUUGAAGAUAAAAAAUACCGUGAUGAAAAAAUUAACUGGUGGUAUAAUGUUUAUGGUUUCGAUAUGAGUUGUAUUCGAAAAGUAGCUAUUAAAGAACCACUUGUUGAUAGUGUUGAUAAUCGUCAAGUUAUGACAACACAUUAUUUAAUGAAAGAAUUUGAUUUACAAACAGUACGUGUAGAAGAUUUAUCAUUUACAGCUAAUUUUACACUUGAUGCUAUACGUAAUGAUUAUAUUCAUGCACUUGUGUCUUAUUUUACAGUAGAAUUUAGUAAAUGUCAUAAAUAUUGUGGAUUUUCAACUGGUCCCGAUGCACCAUAUACACAUUGGAAACAAACAUUAUUUUAUUUUGAUCAUGAUGAUGAAGAUAUUAUGUUACAUAAAGGUGAUAAAAUAACCGGUAAAUUAGCAUUACGUCCAAAUCCAAAGAAUGAUCGUGAUCUGGAUUUUGAUAUUGAUUUUGUUGCUCAAGGACAAAAUACCCAAACAAAAUAUCAUGGAGAAUAUCGAAUGCAUUAA
Molecule: messenger RNA, 1125 nt
Organism: Adineta steineri
Lineage: Eukaryota; Metazoa; Rotifera; Eurotatoria; Adinetida; Adinetidae
Source: the annotation of a GenBank genome assembly